AUGCCACGUAAGCUACGUAAGAAUAUACGUAAGAGGAAGAGAGCAUUGAAACAUCCAAUAGUAAAACUGACACCACAACAACAGUUGCAACAACAAAUGCUGAAUGACCCCACUAUGUUGCAACAAAUGUCAAGCAAUCCUAUGCUUUUAAACCGAGUUGUUGGUGCACAGAGUGGAGGUUUAAGAGCGGCACUUUUAGCGAAAAUGGCAGGCUAUGGUGGAGCUGCAGACGGAACAGCCUAUAACCCUCAAAGUCAAAUGAAUUUGAGUUCACUCAAAAAUCAAAUAACAGAUGUCAAAAAGUCAAACAUAGACAUACAGAAGCAAAUAAGUGAAAACGAAAAGAAACUAGAAUAUGACAGACACACAAAGAAACUCAAUGAGUUAAACGUAGAGAAAAAGAAGAAAGAAGAACAACUGAAAGAACUAAGUACAGAGGAAUAUGCGAAAAAAGUGUCAGAAAAAGCAGCAGAAGUAGCAAAAAUGGAACAAGAUGUUAUAAAUUUGAAAAACCAUACUACUCAAUAUAAAAUACUGAAAGAUGAAGAGAUAAAACAAAAAGCCCUGAAGACAUAUAUGGAUAGCGAUGAGUAUAAAAAAGAAGUUGAAGCAAAUGUAAAGGCAGAAAAACUUUUACAGUUGCAAAACCAAACCGUACAGUAUGAAAACUUAGCACAAGAAAGUAAAAAUAACGACGCGGCUAUGCAAAAGGCAAUGAAAAGCGCAGAAUAUAUAAAAGCCAACAAUGACUGGUUAGAUGCCCAAGCCAACGCUAAAGCAGCCCAACUCAUAGGGUCAAUAAGGACAAAAAUACAAGCGGAUGAAGAUAGUUCAAAUGAAGCUUUAACAAAUGCUGACUUUAAGAACGCCUUCGAAGCUCUUCAUAGUAAGGUGAAACUAGUGAACGACUUCUCAUCUGGAAAGAAACUGAAGUCUGAAGGUUUCGACAAAGAGUUAAGAGAAGUAGCACAAAAUAUGACGAAAAUAACAGAUGCAGCAACGAGACAGGCAGUUCAAAGUGCCUAUGACGCCGUUAGAGCAACUGUUGUGAAAAGUCAAGAAAAAGAGUUACAACAGACCAAAACAGACCUAGUAAAUGCUUUCUUAAGAACGAAAAGUCAGGUAGGACAUUACGCUGCAGAUGGAACAUAUGUGCCAGCUGGUGGAACUUAUAUACCACCAAACCCUCCAAGAGAAGCACCUGCAC
Messenger RNA from Trichomonas vaginalis G3, 1207 nucleotides. Its product is annotated as protein of unknown function, DUF4106 family. The record is from RefSeq and is a predicted model, not a curated record. The annotation marks the transcript as partial. The transcript has a single exon. NCBI's taxonomy places the organism in Eukaryota, Parabasalia, Trichomonadida, Trichomonadidae.